Heterotrigona itama is the source of this 4308-nucleotide messenger RNA. The record is from the annotation of a GenBank genome assembly. Lineage: Eukaryota; Metazoa; Arthropoda; Insecta; Hymenoptera; Apidae.
GAGUGUAAAAACAGAAAUUCAAAGAUUUUCGAUAUAACCUUCAAACAAACGCGAUAACUACAAGAGAUAAAACAACAACAUAGAACAAACAUGCAGCGUCGUAACAAGAUUGCCAGUUCUCAGCGGUAUAUUUGUCGGUGAUGGUGAGCUCUAAAUUACGCUGGUGUCCCUUGAAAGCGGCGAUUCUGAUCUUCACGAUGUACUCUUUGCCAUUUUUGAAAGUGUAACUUGUCACCAGAGAUGGACCAACUUCGUUCAUACUUGGCGACGGCGGAUGUUAACGUGACAUCGGAUAUCUGACAUAAGAAGUUUUCAAGUAAAUUGGCACCUCCAAAAAAAAAGAAGAAAAGAAAAAGUAAUUGCGUCGAAAAUACAAUUUGAAAAAUUGAAUAAGCGGAUUGAGCGCUUAAAUUUCACGAUCUGCACACGGACAGUAUGAGCUCGAUAAUUAGGUAACGCGUAAUCGUCACGAAGUAUGAGAGCGCGGUUCAGUAUACGUUGAUGCGUGGCUGUCAGUGCCAUGAUACGAAAUGUUCCGAAUCAGAGGAUGAGUUUAAAUUCAUGACGAAAAUAAGUAGUUGAAUCGUGAAUAUGUGGUCCUUCUUCUCAAGAGACCCUGCCAAAGAUUUUUCAUACGAGAUCGGUGAACCAGUUCCUGGUCUAGACGAAAAGAGCAUUUGGACAUUGCACAGGGCCAAGAAAAAGGGUUCUGUAGGCGGUGAAGAUGUCUCGGUGUUUGUGUUUGAGUGCAAGACCAGUAAUGAACACCUUUUGAACAUAGCUCGUUCGGCAGUGAAGAGAUUAAAAACACUUAGACAUCCGAGUAUACUUGCAUAUCUUGAUAGUUUUGAGACGAAUAAAGUAAUUUAUUUAGCAACCGAACGCGUAGAAACUUUGUACAGUCGAUUGACAAGAAAAUCUGAUAACGAUGAUGAAUCUAAGAAGCAAUUAUAUUUUUCUUGGGGAAUAUUCCAGAUCACUAGAGCAUUGAAUUUUCUAAAUAACGAUGGUAACCUACGACAUAACAAUGUCAAUUUGUGGACUGUGUUUGUUAAUGAGGAAAGUGGGGAAUGGAAACUUGGCGGUGUCGAAUACAUGACAGCAGUAGAUGCUGUUUACAAUACAUUGCCACAGACGUUUGAAGUAUAUUACCCUCUCGAUAUUAAGGAAAAUGUAAUGCCAGCCACCAAAUGAUUCCAAAACAAUUGCAAGUCAUAUAUCGUGAAUUGACCAGUAGCAACGCAGAAGGAAGACCAAAUCCUGCCGAUGUAAUAGCACGUUGCCGCAGUAAUGGAGGAUUUUUUAAAACCGAAUUAGUAGACGCACUUUUAUUCUUAGAGGAAAUUCAAAUGAAAGAAAGAGGAGAAAAGGGACGAUUUUUCGCGCAACUUGCUGGCCAGUUAGAAUCGUUUCCAGAUGGUGUUGGCAGGUAUAAAAUUUUACCACAAUUACUGGCUGCUUUCGAAUUUGGCGACGCCGGUAGUGCAGUAUUACCUCCUCUAUUACAACUUGGCUGCCAACUCCCUGAUGUUGAAUAUCAACGGAGAGUUGUACCAUGCGUCGUGAAAUUAUUUGCAUCCAACGAUAGAGCAACAAGAUUAAGAUUGUUGCAACAAUUAGACCGAUUUGUUGAUCAUUUGCAACCAGCAACAGUUAAUGAAGCAAUCUUCCCACAGGUAGCCAAAGGUUUUUUAGACACAAACGCUGCAAUUAGGGAACAAACGAUAAAAUCUGUCGUACACUUAGCACCAAAAUUAGAUUAUAAUAAUCUUAAUGUGGAAACAUUGAGGUACUUUGCUAAACUUCAGUCGAAAGAUGAACACGGCGGCAUACGUACUAAUACCACAGUUUGUUUAGGAAAAAUUGCUCAACAUCUUCAUCCUCAGAUUAGACAGAAAGUAUUAAUUGGAGCAUUUAUUCGAGGUACACGAGAUCCAUUUCCACCGGCUAGAGCAGCGAGUAUUUUAGCAUUAGCUGCAACGCAACAAUACUUUCUAUUACAAGAAGUUGCAAAUCGUAUUUUACCAGCUCUGUGUCCACUCACUACAGACAUGGACAAAGGAGUAAGAGAUAACGCAUUUCGUACUAUUCGUGGGUUUUUAUCGAAACUCGAGAGAGUAUCAGAAGAUCCUGGAUUACGCGAAUCUAUGGAGGCUGACGUAAAUACAGCUACACCAAGUCUUAGCAAUGCAGCCGCAACAUGGGCUGGUUGGGCUGUGACAGCUGUUACUGCUAAAUUUUAUCGCAGUCAGUCAGAUACACCUAAAUCAUCAAAUUCACAUAACGUAUCUAGAAUUUUAUUAAACAAACCUGCCUCUUUAGAGCAAGCUAGCAGUUCACAAAGCAGUGCUAGUACAACUGCCACAACAAGUAGCGCUACAAGUAUGACCUCGUUAGACCAUGAUCAUGAACACGAUUUACAAAAUGCUACAAACGCAAAUUCAGAUUGUGAUUGGGAUUGGGAUGCUGACAAUUGGGGUGAUAUGGAACAGCAAUCUUCUAAUACACCAGGACAUGGACCAAGUAAUAUUUCACCUUCUCCUCAUUCUCCUAAACCUAAUGAUCAGUGGACAAGUCUUGAAGAAGAACCAGAGGAAGAAGCAGCACAAAAUAUCGAAGAUAAGAAUGAAUCUUCUGACGUCGGUUGGGAGGACUCAGAAUUUCAACCUCUAGAAGAUUUUCAACCAUUAGAACACACACAAUCAGAAAACGUUGAAAGUACCAAUACGAUUAGCGGAAAUAAUAAAUUGGAAGAAGCCAGAAGAAAACGAGAAGAGCGUAAACUAGCCAGGCAAAGACAAAUGGAAGCAAAAAGAGCGAUAAAACUACGAAAUAACGUCGCUGUUAAAAAACCCUAAUUUAAUUGCCAUUUAAUGACUGCGUUCAUGUAUUUAACAAAACGAAGAAAUUAAAAAAAUGAUGAAUGUGAAAUAAGUAUUUUUUCCUGUUAGUGACCGAUUGGUAUCUAUCGAAAAUCAAUUUUGAAUUGUUUUUUUUUUUUAACAUUGUUUAUUGCAUUAUAUAUUCUUAUAAAAUAUGUAUUAUAUAUAUAUUCAGUAAAAUAUAAUUGCAUAUUAAUAAUUUUUUAACCUGUACAUCCUAUGUUAUAUUUAUUGAUUCACGUUGCGACAGUUCAUCGAUUAAAAAGUUUUCAAAAGGACUAAUAAUUCUUUUUUUCAAAUGCUUGAAACAAAUAUAGUAGAAAUUUUUGCUUAAAAUUGAUGAGCUAAAUCUGUGUAACGAUUCAAAUCGUAAAUUUUUUUAAAACAAUUUUAGAUAUCGUUUCUCUUCUAUUAUCAUAAAUGAGACUGUUCUGCAGUAGCUUCUGCAGGAAAUCUCAUGUUAAGAUAAUUCGCAUUAUUAGGUUCGCGUUUGAAACCCAAGCUUUCAUAAAAUGGUAUUAAAUGAUCUUUGCAAUCUAGUGUUAACUUAUAACAUCUUAAAUAAUGUGAUAAUUGUAAUAUAAUUUUGACUGCCAGCUUUCCUAGAUGCUUACCACGGUAUUCAGAGUUUACUACUACAUCUUCUAAACGACCUCUCUCCUCUAUUAUAACAACAUAAUAAUUACCAGCAUUUUUCAUCAUGUGGAAACGAUCUACAUGUAUGAAAAUUAAAUUCUUACAAUCACAUUUAGAGAUGAAUUCCUUGAAUUUUAGAAAACUUACUAAGAAAUUGUUCUCUACUGACAUUUCCAACUUCAGUUAGUUGAGCCAAAAGUUGAAGGAAACCUCUGUCAUAAUCCUUUGACUUUAAAGGUCUAAUUGAAAAACCAUUGCUCUGUGGCAAAGACAGUUGUUUCAACACGCUCGGGUUAAACAAGUCGUUUUCCAGAUCUUUAAGACAUUUUCCCUCUAUGGAACUCAUGGCAAGUACACACGCUAUUUCAGAUUAUUAGUGAAACACGUUUGAUAGAUAUAUAUAUUUUUAUCUUCCGCGUUUUUGUUCAGACCAGUGCGUAUGAGGACGUUUGUGAAUAUUCCGUUUGAUCUUAUUGUAACCACAAGGUUACGCUUCCACGUAGCUACCUUGAAAUAUCGGUAUACUUCUCGUAUUUUAUUCCAAGGAUUAACUCGAUAAGUCUGUGUUAAAAGUUUACUUUCCUUUAUGAUCGCAUGUCACACCGUCAUAAAGCAGAUUUAUAGAAUAUGAAAUGUAUCUUGAUUAACAAGAUAUACGAGUUUCAUUUACGUAGACUCGUAUUUGAUUUUCAUCACAGAUAUCAUCGAUCGUUUUUAAUAUUUUCGGUCGUCGGUAAUUGACUUUCAUUUAUUCCUCGUCAUUGAAAUGUCACUUUUCAAAAUUUUUGCA